GUCGAGGUUGUAUCGUUUCUCGGGAUUUUGCUGUCAUGGCGUUGUUAAAACAGAGUUGCUGUGUGACGGGUCGCUUUUCCACAAACCACUUAAGGUUGAGCCCCAGAUCGAUCUUACAUGUGUACACAAGCUGUCUGAACACUUCACCCAAGUCCUCUGCAGACAGGGAGGACAGGAAGAAGGAGGUUCAGAGCCAGGACGGCCCCGGGCUGCAGGACUUCAUAUCUGGGGAACUCUCUGAGAAAAGCAAGUGGGCAGAAUACAGAGGCAACCUGAAGAGACAGAAGGGGGAGAGGCUGAGGCUUCCUCCAUGGCUGAAGACGGAGAUCCCUAUUGGAAAGAACUACAACAGGCUGAAGAACACACUGAGAGACCUCAACCUGCACACGGUGUGUGAGGAGGCCAGGUGUCCAAACAUUGGAGAAUGUUGGGGUGGAGGAGAAUAUGCCACCGCUACUGCCACCAUCAUGCUGAUGGGAGACACAUGCACCCGGGGGUGCAGGUUCUGCUCGGUGAAGACGGCCCGUCAGCCGCCUCCUCUGGACCCAGAUGAGCCUUACAACACAGCCAAGGCCAUCGCAGCCUGGGGGCUGGACUACGUGGUUCUGACAUCUGUUGACAGAGAUGAUAUCGCUGAUGGAGGAGCAGAACAUUUUGCUAAAACGGUUACUAGCCUGAAGGAGAGAAACUCUCACAUCCUGGUCGAAUGCCUGACCCCUGAUUUCCGUGGCGACCUGUCAGCGGUGGAGAAGAUCGCCCUGUCAGGGCUAGACGUUUACGCUCACAACGUGGAGACGGUGCGGGAACUGCAACGGUAUGUUCGGGACCCCCGAGCGAACUUCGACCAAUCCCUGACUGUCCUGAAACACGCCAAGCAGGUCAAACCCGGCGUCCUCACUAAGACCUCCAUCAUGCUGGGACUGGGCGAGAGCGACCAGCAGAUAGUCAACACUCUGACCGAGCUGAGAGAGGCAGGAGUGGACUGUCUAACCCUCGGUCAGUACAUGCAGCCCACAAAGCGCCACCUAAAGGUGGAGGAAUACAUCCCCCCUGAAAAGUUUGCCCACUGGGAGAAAGUCGGGAACGAGAUGGGAUUUGUGUACACAGCCAGCGGGCCUCUGGUUCGAUCCUCCUACAAAGCAGGUGAAUUCUUCUUGAAGAAUCUGCUGAAGAAGAGAAAAGCAGAAAUCACUAGAACAGAACAAGAAGCUUCUUGAAGCAGCUCUUGCUUUUUUUUUUUCCCUCCUACUAAUCGCACUAACAGUCUGUAACGCAUCACAACUAUCCAUUGUUUUCAGCAGGAAAAUCAUUAGAACCAAGUAAAACAGAGACCGGGAGGCGUUCAACUUUAGCUGACUUGCAUCAAAAAGCGUUUAUUUUUGUCAGGAUGCUAGUUUUCCGUCUCCACCUGUAGCUGCCCUGAAGGUCUGGCUUUUGUUAAAAUGAUAAAAGGGAAUCAGAUGAGACUCGUGGCCAUCUGGGAGCAGAAGCUGCACUUUUCAAUCACCUUCUCUAGCCUCCAUAAACCUCAUUGUAAUGUGUGAAACAAACGUCUAAAAUGUUGUGUCUGCAUGUCUAUUUUGAGGAAGCUCACACAUGAGAUUUAAGCUUAAAAAGACAGAUUUAUUGAAGAAAAGUAUAUCUGUAUGUAAAGAUUUACAUUACAAAUCUUCAGUACAAAUUACAGACUCACAUUUUAUUGCAUUGGCCCUUCAGGUGAACAUCCUGACACGGAAGAUUAACAUACAGCAACAUGAUUUAUAAAAAAUAGUUUUUGUUUUUUUUUUAAAAUUAUAUAAAACUGUAUUUAAGAACAGUACUUAAUUAUAUAGUAAAUUAUAUAAGAAAGGA
Molecule: messenger RNA, 1851 nt
Organism: Poecilia latipinna (sailfin molly)
Lineage: Eukaryota; Metazoa; Chordata; Actinopteri; Cyprinodontiformes; Poeciliidae
Gene: lias
Product: lipoic acid synthetase
Exons: 11
Coding region: 36-1217 (393 amino acids)
Biological process (GO): lipoate biosynthetic process
Cellular component (GO): mitochondrion
Molecular function (GO): 4 iron, 4 sulfur cluster binding; lipoate synthase activity
Source: RefSeq, a predicted model, not a curated record